Molecule: messenger RNA, 1161 nt
Organism: Jaminaea rosea
Lineage: Eukaryota; Fungi; Basidiomycota; Exobasidiomycetes; Microstromatales
Product: nucleotide sugar dehydrogenase
Exons: 1
Biological process (GO): polysaccharide biosynthetic process
Molecular function (GO): NAD binding; oxidoreductase activity, acting on the CH-CH group of donors, NAD or NADP as acceptor; oxidoreductase activity, acting on the CH-OH group of donors, NAD or NADP as acceptor
Source: RefSeq, a predicted model, not a curated record
ACCGUCCUCGUCGUUGGUGUUGGCUACGUCGGCAGACAUCUCGUCGAGCGCUUCAGCGAUGCUUGCGAUGUUGUCGGCUUGGACCUCAGCGCAUCUCGCUGCGAUCUGCUCUGCCGCGAGUUCAAGGCAGAUGGCUUGAGCAACAUCACGAUGAUCUCAGACAUCGAGCAGGACGAGCGCUGCUCUACCUUUGACUUGGCCCUCAUCUCAGUCCCGACGCUCCUGCUUGCGGACAACAAGACUGUCGACACAAAGCACAUUCGCGCCGCCGUGGAAGUCGUCUCUCAGCGAGCAAGGCCUGGAAGCACUGUUGUCAUCGAGUCGAGCGUCACCGUCGGCAUGACCAGGGCUCUCCUUGGACCCGAGGGCGCCAAUCUGCGUGCUCGAGGCAUCUUUGUUGGCUUCAGCCCGGAGCGCGUAGACCCCGGCCGCACCCUGCCGCGUUUCGAGGACAUUCCCAAGGUCGUCUCAGGCAUCGACGACGCAAGCCUCGCCGCUAUCACUCGUCUCUACUCGCGCUCCUUCAACAGUGUCGUACCCGUGCGCUCCCUCGAGACGGCCGAGUUCUGCAAGCUCUACGAGAAUUGCCAGCGUCUCAUGCUCAUUACCUACGUCAACGAAAUGGCAGACGCUUGCGAGCAGCACGGCGUCAACAUCCACGACGUGUGCGCCGCGAGCGCUACCAAGCCCUUCGGCUUCACGCCCUUCAAUCCCUCUCUCGGAGCGGGCGGUCACUGCAUUCCUGUCAACUGCUGGUAUCUUCUGCAAAACUGCGAGAUCCCUGUGCUGCGAGCUGCUGCCGUGUCCAACAGGCAGCGACCCGCACGCAAGGCAAAGGAGAUUGCUCUCCUCGCCCACGAGCGCAACAGCCGCGCGGGAGACCACCCUCCCUCGGUCCUCAUCUACGGCAUGGGCUUCAAGGCAGGAGAGGCGUCGCUCGCCUACGCACCAACUGUCACCCUCGCCAGGGAGCUCGAGGAGCAAGGUUGCAGGGUCUCGUACUUUGACGACUACGUCAAGACGGAGGAGUGGAGGAGCUUGCCGCGAGAAGCCUUUAACAGCUACCGCGUCGACGCCCUUUUCGACAUCGUCGUGGUAGCGCAGAAGCCUUCUUUCAGCGACCGACGUGUCCUCGACGAACUCUCAUCUGCUCGUGUCAUU